Molecule: messenger RNA, 4739 nt
Organism: Xiphophorus maculatus (southern platyfish)
Lineage: Eukaryota; Metazoa; Chordata; Actinopteri; Cyprinodontiformes; Poeciliidae
Product: sodium channel subunit beta-4-like
Exons: 6
Coding region: 141-887 (248 amino acids)
Biological process (GO): immune response; T cell costimulation; cell surface receptor signaling pathway
Cellular component (GO): external side of plasma membrane
Source: RefSeq, a predicted model, not a curated record
UCACGCACACCCCGCUCCCACACACACACACACAAGUGAAAGAGAAAGUAUUAUUUAUCUUGGUUUUUGACUCGACGACAUCUCGGCCAUUUCGACUACUUAACAAAUCUUCAUUAAAUACUAAAAAGAAAAUCAGAAAUAUGCUCUUCAUCAGACAGGAACACAUCAUGAGAUAUUUUCCGGUUCUCUUCGGGCUGAUCAGUUUACUGCCCAUCUCAGUUCAAGGACAAUAUAAUCUUACUGGUUCUGAAGAGAUAAAGGCACAAGUGGGAUCCGACGUUGUUCUACCAUGUCUUGUGAAGCCCCCAGUUAAUGUGAGAGAAGCUGUAGUCGAGUGGAUGUUCAACUCCAGUAAAACUGUUCACUUGUUCCGUGAUGGUGAUGACCCAGAACCUCAAGACGACAGAUACAAAGAUCGAACUUAUCUCAACCAUGCAAUGCUUGAACAUGGUAACAUUUCCCUCAAGUUGUCCAACGUAACUAAGAACGAUGAAGGGAUUUACAGCUGCUUUGUUCGCCGUCUGCCUGAUCUCUCAGAAGAGAAACAUGUUACUCUGAUUGUUGGAAAAGAAAAUGAAAACCCUGACAGUCGUUCUAAAGGACCUGAAACUGGAGUUAAUUGUUGUGUUGUUGCUGGAGUUAUUGGUGGUGGUGUUGUUGCAGCAGCACUCAUCAUCCUCAUCUUCAUCACAUACUGUGUUAUACGUCGCUGCAGAGGUGAACAAAUUUUUCCAUGCUGCUGCAACAAGUCUCAAAAUGAACAAGGGAGAAAUGAUGGUGGUAUGGAAAUGGAACCACUCCAGAAUCGCAGAGGAAAUGGUAACCAAGGAGAUGAAGCUGAGCAAAGACCUUUACAGAACCUGGAACAACCAAACCAAAAUGUGUGAAUCAUCCAUCCUGAUCUGAAAUCUCUUCAACCUCUUGUUGGUAUGAAAACUGUUACAUGUGUAGAACUGUGAAUAAUAGAAAAACUGUCUGACUAAAACCCAAAAGCAAAUCCUUCAUAUUAGAUCAAAGAUUUAAUCAUCUUUUUUUGAGAUAAAAAAAGGAUGAAGAAUCAUGUAAUUUAAAAAAUAACAUUUUAUGUCCAUAACUGUUUCUGUAGUUUAGAGUCUUACUCAGAUUUUGAUGAUUGAGUUUUAUUGAAAAGUAUUUUUAAUACAUGAAAAUGUUGACAGACUUGAUCCCCAGCUUGUGCCAACAAAAGGUUUUUAAUUUAAUUUCUGUCAGUGAAUCUUAUUUUUAAUGCUCACACUCUAGUUACAUAAAUAACCAAAUAUUUAGUGAUUUUAUUAUGACUUUGUAGUUUUUCAAUUUAUGAAUCAGCAGUGAAUUCAUUAGUUCACCCACAUUCACAUAGGAACAAAUCACCUGAAUAUUUCUAUGUUCAUCAUCAUACAGUGAAUGUCAAAAAAGAACAUUUUGAUACUAUUUUUUUAUAAGCAUCCUUGUAGUUACAUUAUGUAAGAUUGUUAUUAAAUAUGUUCUCAUAACAUAGAAAAUUAAAGAAAAUUAUAAAUUCAUCAAUUACUUUGAAAAUAGGCCCAUAGACCCAACAGAUAAUAACAAUACUAACUUGAUCUUGUAAACCAGCUGUAGUGACUUUUUCAUUCCAGACACUCAGCUUGAGGAGGUAGAGAAGUUUUGUUGAUGAAUAUGUAUUAUGGUCUGGUCAGCGUAAAGACUGUGUUCAUAAUUAGCUUUGCCACAUGAUUGGUGAUGAGUCACCAUGGGGGAAACACAAACCAUACAAACACAAACUAUAAGAUCAGAACAGAAAGAAAUGUCUCAUAUUUCUGGACUCAGUGGAGGCUUAGAGCUGAGCUUCUAUAGCCUGGACCUGGUAAAUGAAUCACCUGUUCAUUUCAGUCAGGUUCAUGGAAGCAGGGAGAAAAUGCAGGACAAUGAGUCCAAAGUCCAAGGCUGAGAAACGUUGAUUUAUGGUGAAGUAAAUCAAACUCUUCAGGCUCCCAGAGUCACUUAAUUUGGGCCAGUGUUCUGUUGAGAUUAGUCCAUUUGACAUUUAUAGUUUCAAACCGAUGAGCCUUUUUAUAUUCAUCAGCUUGAACUGAGCCUGACUUAAAAUGGCUGUUUAAUGUAGGAAUAAAUGGCUGCUACAAAGUUAAAGACUGUGAAUAAAAUGGUUCUCCUUAUGUUUUAUACUUCCUACUAACAUCUCAGAAAUCAAAUGGCUCUUAUUUUAAAAAACAGGUUUUUCAAUUAGCCAACAUCUAAAUCCAACAUGGCGGCUCCCUGGGUUGCAACUCAAACCUUUCUGGAGAGAUUGAAGCUGUUCCUCUAUUUCACACUUUGAUUCUCUGCCCAGAAAAAGGAAAAUGAAACUGCAAUUCAUUUUCAAUAGCUGCAUAAUUCAAAUAGAAACUGUAAAAACUUAUCAAUGCAGGAUUUUUUUUAUAACUUAAAAAAUAAAAACUAAUAACAAACAAAUUACUUUCUACUAAGUAAAGAUUUUGGGGCCUGAAUUAAAAGGUGUUUGUUAGAACUAAGUCAUUAUUAAAAAAACAUAUUUAUAGUAAGAGGCUUUUGUUGACUUUUGUAAAUAAUAUAUAUUAUUUGUAACAGAAUCUGAUAUUCUGAUAUUUUGAUUUUGUCUGGUGGAGUUUUGCUGUGCAACUCAAAGUAAAACUGGAGGGAGACAUCUAGUGGUUAAGUCAGAGUAUCCGUCCGUCCAUCCUUGUCCCUAGUGGGGUCAGGAGGUGCUGGUGCCUUAUCUCUAGCGGACACUUUGGGUGAGAGGCGGGGUCACCCUGGACAGGUCGCCAGUAUGUCACAGAGGUCAGAGUAUUACUCUGACAAAUCACAAGUCUUUAUUGGGAUGUUGAUGCCAAAUUUAAUAGAAAAUGUGAAACAUGAUUUUCCUCAGAACUACUACAGUUCAGUUUAUCUUCUAGUUGUUCAUUUGUCCUAAACACUAUAAACUGCUGUUGUCACAUUAAAUAUGUAAAAAGUCAAACUUUAUAGUGCAAGUUAUUAUUAUCACAUUAUUCAAAGUGCUAAACAAUAAAGAGUUAAAAACAAUACAGAUCAAACAGUUAAGACACAAAGAAACUCAAUAAAAAUAUAAUAUAAAAUUAAUGCAUAUAUAAAACAGAGUGAACAUAAAUGUCUUUAAUUUAGCUUUAGAAUCAUUCAAAGAACAUUCCUGCCUGAUGUGUUAAAAACAGACUGUUCCUCAUGAUGAUGGGGCACAAAAGGAGAAAACAUUUUCUCCAGACGGUUUUAGGACUUUUUAAAAGCUCAGAGUCUUGAGAUGAGAGAACAUGAGAUGGAACAUAAAGCUGCAGAAGAUCAGAAAACUUUAAGUUUUGUAAAUGAGCAGCAAAACAUUAAAGUCUGUUUGAACCUAAAGCAACCAGUGAAAAGAUUACAGAAGUAGAAAUGUGAACAUAUUUCCUGGUUUUGGUAAAAUACAAGCUUUGAAUCAUCUGCAGAUCCAUAAAACGUUUCCUCAGUAACCCAGAAAACAGAGAAUUGCAGGAGUCAAUGCAUGAAGACACUAAUGGGUGGAUAUGAACAUCUGCAUUUUUAAAUGAUAAAACUUUUAAAUUUACCUAAAAACAUUUAAGUUUAGAAAUGAUCAAAGCUGGUCCUUGUUACCUCUUAAAUGAGAAGGAUUGAACCACAAACCCAAAUUAUUGACCUUAUUCCUGCAUUUUAUGACAAAGUUGUCAAAUUUUAAAGUAAAACUUUGGAACAAGUAGUGAAGUUUCUGAGCUGCAACCUAAAUGCAGAUAAACAGACCUCAAGAUAAGACAAGUCAACACAGUUUUCAUAUAUGAAAGACACAAACCUGCAGAUCAUCAGAUCAACAUUAAACAUGCACAGAAGAAAACCAUUAGAUUUAUUAAUAUAUAUAAACCUGUUUGUGGAUAAACUCUGUGCACUUUUUUUUUUUUACCAAAGUUUCAACUCAGGGAGAAACUUUCAGAGAUUAAUGCAGGGCAUAUACUGUGUAUGUUUACAUUUGUAUAUUGUUUAUGUCUGUGUAGGUUUUACCAGCAAACAAUGAAACUGUCUUUGAAUCCUGAGAUGAACUAAUUCAACUGUCUUGAUGAGCAGCUAUUAAAUUGUAAUUUUAGAAGAUUUUGUUGUUGUUUUGGCCUCCUGGUAACAAAAAAGGAAAAAGAUAUGUAAAUGAGAGCAGCUUUUUUAUUAUCAGAAAACAGAGAAAAGAAAAAAGACACACAUCCUAAACUGUUAAAUGUCCUGCUACCUUGGACAUAACAUUCUGACAUUUAACAAAUUUUGAGAUGUUGAUGCUUUACAAAACACAGAGAGUAAAUACAAACAUAUCAAUAUUUCUACUAAACCGACGGGAAACUCACAGUUUUGACAGUGUUUCUAGCCUGAGAACAAAAAACGGAAAAGAUGAAAGAUUGUCAAAUUCAUUUAUUUCUUUUGGGACUGUAGAAAAGAGCAGUGAAAUUCCUAUCAUUAUAGUAAGCAUCAGGAUUAUUUUAUUUGCUUUAUCCUCAGACUAAUAAAAUGGCUUUAAUGCGAAGAAAAAUCUGUAAAACUUUAUUUGACGGGUGGGGAAGACUGACAUGACCCUGUCAUGAACCUGAAGGAGUCUUCAUGAACGUCUAUGACUGUUGUCAUGAAGUGUCAUUCAAUAAAUAAUGACACGUUUGAUAUAAACUUGCUCUAAAAGUUGCUUUAAAAGUUCCAUCUUUGUAUUAUUUUGUAAAUAAUGACAUUUUAAUGCAAAGUUGUCAUUU